Molecule: messenger RNA, 591 nt
Organism: Aedes albopictus (Asian tiger mosquito)
Lineage: Eukaryota; Metazoa; Arthropoda; Insecta; Diptera; Culicidae
Exons: 5
Coding region: 1-534 (177 amino acids)
Source: RefSeq, a predicted model, not a curated record
AUGGUAGUCCAUCCCAAAUCACUGCAGUUUGUCAUCGACACGUGGCCAGACGGUGCCAAAGAGAGGUUUACGGCAUCUCCCUGUAAACAGCAGCGGGCGCAGAUUCGGAUUAUUCGUACGCCGCUCUCGAAGCCGACGGGCCCCACCGAUCACGUGAGGAACUUUUGGCAUCAGGACGGGGACAAAACGAUCAACAAUAAGCACACCGUAAAAACCAUUGUCUUUGGUGACGUUCGUGACAUCAGCGGAGAAUUGGGCGGCCACCGAUCACGGCACCGCAGGAGCUGCAUAAGAACCUCGUGGCGACUGAGUCUCAAAUCACUUGGCACACUGAAGGAAACUGAGCCACAACCAACGCCCAGGGGUUCUCAACACGCUCGCGGUGGAUCAGCCCAAGCAACACUGGAGUUUUGCGUUUGGGGCAAUCGAAGGAAACCGAUCUGCGGCCACGCAGUCGCGGAACCCCCGGCUGGGAUUGACUUUCGGUGGACGACCCAGGUGGCACAGAAGCUGCGUGCGCCAGAGGGCGCAUAGCGCUGACACCCAGCAAGAAUGCGUCGUUUUGCGGGGUUGGAAGCGGCAAGAGCAUGA